UACGACGUCCUGGGCGUCGCGCGCGACGCGUCCGCAGCGGAGAUCAAGCAGGCCUACCGCAAGCGGGCGCUGCUCAGCCAUCCCGACAAGAAUCCCGGCGAUUGCGACGCCGUCGAUCGCUUCCUGCGCGCGACGCUGGCCUAUGAGAUUCUUCGUGAUCCGGCGAAGCGCGAACGCUACGACGACGGCGACGGCGACGAGGCGACGAUCUUCGCCGGCCGCGGCUUCGACGGCGCCUGCGACCUCUUCGACGCGAACGUCGGC
Messenger RNA from Aureococcus anophagefferens, 264 nucleotides. RefSeq lists its product as hypothetical. NCBI's taxonomy places the organism in Eukaryota, Pelagophyceae, Pelagomonadales, Pelagomonadaceae. The record is from RefSeq and is a predicted model, not a curated record. The transcript has a single exon. The annotation marks the transcript as partial.